AUCUUGGACUUCAGCGCGAAGCAGCUGCGCGUCAGUCGAAAAUUAACCAUUAAACGGAACGGAAGAAGAAUAAAAUGCUAUACUAAAUUAGUUGCUGUGGGUGUCUAAGUGAUUUUGUACGCGCCCGCGCCGCUAAGCCAAACGCAAAAGAGGACGAACGAGGAAGUCACGCACAAAAUCAAAGAAAACCACACACGCGAAAUAAAAUACAUAAGCAAACGUGCAAUUAUUGAAUUAAAAUUUGAAAUUGUAAAUUGAAGGCAGCAAAUUGAUACCGAUAACCGUUAAAUACAACACAAACCAAAAUCAAAACUAAUCAUGAUCUCGUGCAAUUGCUUGAAUUUUACUGCCACCUCGGCGCAGCUGCAGCGCAGCAGCAGCACUGGUGGCCCUGGAGGGGGUGGCAAUAACAUUAAUAAUAAUAACAACAUUAACAGCAGCAUUAACAUUGCUGCCAACGGAGGAGCCGACGAAGCUGCUCUGCCGGCGUUGCUGUCGCAGGUAUUCGUGCAAAAAUUUCCAAGGGAUUUUCUCUACUACACCAAUUUUAUGGAUUUCUUCAAGCAUGCAAUUGGUCCCAUUCCAGAUCUAACCAUAAAUGCCAUCAGUCAGCGUCACCUUAUCUACAGUGCCACUUUGGACGUGGCUGGUCAGACAUGGAAGCUGAGCAUCUGCAUCAAUUGCAAGGCGGUGCUGUGUGCCAAGCGUGUAGUUGUUGGCGCUGGUGCCACGCCCACCCACUACCUCAUCAAUAGUGCGCUGCAGUGCAGCAACGAGGAGUUGGCUCACCGACGCACCCACAAAUCCUACUCGGAGACCUUUGAGUUGCUGAUCAUUGAUCAUGACGAUGCUGCAUCUGCAGCGAUUUCACCAGGAGCAACUGGUGUAGUCAACUCGGCAUCCAAUCUGAGCAUUGGCUCCGUGCUGCCCCAUUCGGCGAUGGAUGGAACGCUGCAGCGUCUGUGUCAACUCCAGACGCAUCAGCAAGAGCGCAUCCAGGCGGAGAUCAAUGAGACCAACGAGCGCAUCGAACGCUAUACCGAGCAGAACUUUGCGCUCCUCAAGAGCUUUCGCGAGAAGUCGGAUCAGGAGGGAGCACUCCUGACACGGCGCAUUAAGCAGAUACCUGACCAUGUGAUUGAGCUCCUUGAUCGUGCCAUGCCCGUUGAUCUGGAGGUCAAUGGCGGCGGCAUCAGCUAUGGUCCCAUUGGACCAGGUGCGCGUCGUCGCAACACCAUCAGCAGUCGACGAGAUCUGGGCGUGCCAACCACGCCCACCACUCAGCUGGUGCAUCCGCCCACUUUCCUGGCAUUGUCGCAGGAAUCGCAACAACAGCAGCAGCAGCAACAACAGCAACAACAACAACAGCCGCAGCAGCUUCCAAGUGCUUCCAUCAUAACGACACGCAAAAUGUCCAACUUUGAUACACCGCCUGCCACACCAGAAGCCACGCCCAUGAGCGUGGGCAACAGUCCCACCUUCAGGCAGCAACAGCAACAGGCAACAGCAGCCGCCAACAACACGUUGCUGCUGUCCACGCCAGCUGCCUCGACAGCAGCGGAUGAUGCCGAUGACUGUCUGUUCGACCUGGAGGAUGUGGAUGGACCCACACAGACGCACGGUCACGGACAGGGUCAGGGACAAGCCAUGCCCAAUUUUCCGCGCGCCUUCUAUCAACAGCUACAGCAACAGCAUUACCAGCGUCAGCAGUCACAGCCCAAUCGCAAUCCUAAUCCCAAUACCAAUCACCAACACAAUCAUCAGCUGCCGGAUCAUCAGCAGUUCCACGACAACAUGAGCGAUGCCGACGAGGCCGAGGAUGCCCUCGAUCUGGACAGCUCGUUGUCAAUACCUGUGCGUAUUGGUGGAGGAGGGGGAGCUGGGGCACGUGCCACAUCCGCGCAAAUGUUGUAUGCCAAUUUUGCCAGAAGUCUGCCCGUCGAGAUAGCCAACUCGCCACUGGCCGAGCGUGCCAGUAACAAUAAUAACAACAACCUACAUGUUGUCCAGGACGAAGACGAGGUAAUUGACAACACCGUGGACAUUGCAGCUAGCAUCAAGGCGUUGGCCAAGAGUGUUCAUGGCGAGGCUGUUUUUGGUGAUCUGCCACGCCCACGUCUGCGCUCCCAGAUCUGAGCAACAACAAAAGCAACAACAACAACAACACCACAACGUACACAUAUUUCAGCAUAAAUUGUUAAACUCAGCUGUUUGUUUAUUCUAAACUAAAUUAGUUUGCUCAACGAACUUAAAUCAUGGACACUUGGAAGCGCCUUCAUCAUAUAUCCUUAUAUACAUAUAUAUAAACACACACACACACACACACAUAAAUAAUUAAGCUAUAUAUUGUGUAAAAUUUUUCUUUAAUUUUUUCCGUUUUUUUUUGUAAGUUUUUUCCCCACUUCGGAUGAUCUUCGAUUGAAAUAUGUAUUUUUUUCUUCGUACGAAAAAAGUGAUGGCUGCUGUCACAUUUGAAUUAAUUAAUUAAUUGAUAAUUGAUGAUGUUGUUAGUUUACACAAUGAA
Messenger RNA from Drosophila innubila, 2524 nucleotides. RefSeq lists its product as uncharacterized. The record is from RefSeq and is a predicted model, not a curated record. Gene Ontology annotation, biological process: neurotrophin TRK receptor signaling pathway; negative regulation of protein kinase activity; negative regulation of TOR signaling. The transcript has 4 exons. The coding region runs from base 319 to 2136 and encodes 605 amino acids. Gene Ontology annotation, cellular component: cytoplasm. NCBI's taxonomy places the organism in Eukaryota, Metazoa, Arthropoda, Insecta, Diptera, Drosophilidae.